UCCCAUGUCAGUUAGUACUAAUUAUUCUUCUCUCUCUUUGUACAGAGACACAGUGGCCCCACCAGAUCCAAAAUACUCCAUCCUUUCCGCAUUUCGAUUUUUGCCUUGACUUUGGACAAUCUAACAAGCAUCCUUUUUUCUUGGCUUUAUCGACUCUUUUUUGUAAAGUUCCAAUUUUUCUUUGAGUUAAAUUUUACUCUUUUUGAGCUAUCUCCUCUUUCUGGUUGAUGGGGUUUCUUGGAUUCCUUUGGUGUUAGCUAGGAGCUGGAGCUAGUGUUGAAAUGAGUGAUAUUUUGUUGGUUGUAUUUUGAGUUGAGCAUUUUAAAAGACUUGGUCUUAGGGAGGGUAGAAAGAUGCAGUGCACUGGAUAUUUCCCAGAAUAUUACGACCCAAGAGAUCAUAAUGCAGCCUUGAGUGGUAAUUCAUGGUCAAAAUCCCACAAUGAUAUUACCUGGAACAGUAGCAGAGGCUUCAAUAUUUCAUUGCCUCAAUUCAUGGUGAACCAGAACCAAGAUUUAGUUCAUCAAAAGGAAAUAUUGAGACAGAUGAUACUCAAGCAUGAAGCAACGUUUAGAUAUCAGGUUAAGGAACUCCAUCGCAUAUAUGGAAGACAAAGGGAAUUAAUGGAUGAGAUUAAAAGGAGAAAACUAGUGGAUGACCAUUUACACUCGCAGUCCGAGUCAAAUACAUUUAUGUCUCAGUUAAGGUCCGAAAUUUUCGGAAAAACCUAUUGGCCCAUAGUAAACCUCACAAGCAUCGAGCCAUAUGUACCAAGUAAAGAAAUGUUUCAAGAGUCUUCUAAUUCUACUGGUAAGACUGUGCAACAAGGCGGUGAUUAUUUUUCAGGACGAGAUGUCUCAAAAGAACACAACUUAUCAUCAUCAAAGAGCAAUAUAUCAAGAAAGAGAAUGUUGGAUCUUGAAGUUCCAGCAGAAGAAUACAUUGACAAUGAAGAAGGGGAGCCAUUUGAAGUGGAAAAUCCUGUUAAAAGGCCCAAUAUUAUGAUAGCAGAGCUUCAACCUCAAUGUUAUUCUAAAGUCAACUUUGGAGAUUCAUCAAUUUCUCUCUCAAGUUGCAGGGGCACUUCUCUUUUGUUUGACCUAAAUGAACCCGUACAGCCUGUUGAAUCAGAGUGGCAGAAUUCUGCAUUUGAAUGUGAAAACAUUCACCAGCAAAUCAGGGAAAAUACAUGUGAACACAUCGCUGCUGUUAAAGACAAUAAGGUCUCUAACUGCACUAGUUCAGGGAAAGGCAUGGACUUAAAUUUGACACCUCCUAACCAUUUGUCUGAAUACCAGUCUGCGUAUACCUCCAACAUUUCCCGUCUUAAUUUCCCUGAAGGAAGAAAUGUAGAGAUUCAUAAAAAUUCUGAGGUUUUUGACAUUAGCGUAGUUCCUGAUUCUACACCUGAAUCUAGAAAAUGUACCAGGAAUAAUCACCUUAUAGCUGCUAGAAUUGAUAGCAAGCUUUCAACAACUAAUAUUUGCAUUGACUUAAACUCUUGCAUCAAAGAAGAGUUUUUAUCGUCUAGUCCAAGUAAAGCAACGACGCCUACUGCAGAAAGAGAUCUAGAAGUGGAAGGUCCUGUUAGCCCCGAAAAUAAGGAGUGUUCUCCACCUAGAGGAGAUUCUCAGGACAUUAUAAUUGGUACAUCACUCCAUUUGUCAAAAGGAGGCCAUAGUGACCUCGUCGAGGAAAUUGACAAGGUUGCAGCUGAUAUACUUAUUUUUAUUUCAUCAUCUGCCGUUGGGGAGUAUUCGAAGACUGCCAUCAGUGAACCAUCCGAAGCUUCUAAUAAAUGUCUAGGUCUGCUUGCUGAAGUUGCUGCUGCUUUGGCAAGAUUUCCAGAGAAUGAGGUUGAACAACACAUGGAAGUCCAUUUUGAGCGCGAUGUACCUCUUUCCGAUAGGAAUGACUGCAGUCGGACUAUGAAGCUUAAUCUGAGAGAUUCAGUACCUGCAGUUGACUCUCUUUUGCAUCAGGCAAAUGAAAAAAAUAUUUCUCCUAAAGCAAGUACGUGGAGGAAAACUCCGAGUAGGACGAGUUCCAGAGCCAGGAGACGGUCCAAUGAUGGAGAGAAAACAGUGUGCUCACUCCUGCAGCAUACAUUGGAUAAUACGAAUGGCAUUACAGACAGAUUUUUGAAAGGCUGGGGGCUGACAAAAAAGCGGCAAAGGGCUCGGAGAGCUCAGUCUUAUAUUUGGUCGUCUUUUUCUUUUUUAGCUGAUGAGUAAUUUAAUGGAGAUUAUGGUGAUGACACCACCUAUAUUAUGGAUUCAUAAGUUAAGUUAUAGACUUAGUAGUACAGAAAGUUAAUUGCUAGGAUUAACAUUUUUGUCUUGGAAAUGUUAUGUACAGAUAUUUAGCUGAGCAUUCAUACAAGAUACUUUCACUUAUCCUAUGGAAAUGUUCACAUUUUUCUUUGA
Molecule: messenger RNA, 2426 nt
Organism: Nicotiana tabacum (common tobacco)
Lineage: Eukaryota; Viridiplantae; Streptophyta; Magnoliopsida; Solanales; Solanaceae
Source: RefSeq, a predicted model, not a curated record